This is a messenger RNA of Trifolium pratense (red clover), 2825 nucleotides long. RefSeq names its product DEAD-box ATP-dependent RNA helicase 24. Gene Ontology annotation, molecular function: RNA helicase activity; RNA binding; ATP binding. Bases 303 to 2639 code for a protein of 778 amino acids. The transcript has 5 exons. Lineage: Eukaryota; Viridiplantae; Streptophyta; Magnoliopsida; Fabales; Fabaceae. The record is from RefSeq and is a predicted model, not a curated record.
GGGUACCCGCCCACCCAACUAAAAAUACCCGUCCUCAUCACCUUCAUUCAUCCUAUAACCAAAAAUCGACCGCGGUGGUGGGAACGAACAAACAACACUGUUUGCAAUGUUCCAUUCGCAAAACACAAGCACCCAAUUCCAGUACCCAUACCUCAAACAUUAAAACCCCAUCUUUUUCAAAAUCAAUUACUAACCCUAAAUUCCAUUAUCUCCCUCAAUCUUCUGCAUCAUUCAAGCUCAACUUAGGGUUUUAUUUAUCUCACUAUCUCGCAACAAAAGCAAUUCAAUUCAAUUAACCAGAGAUGUCAAAAAGGAAGUUCGGAUUCGAAGGUUUCGGCAUAAACCGUCCAUCAACCUACAGUUUCGAACGAUCUGAAGCUCCUCAACGACUCUACGUUCCUCCUUCAUCGCGUAAAAGUCACGACAACUACGAAGACAAUGACCUCGAUAACAUCGAGUUCGAUGAUGAUGCCAACGAAGAAUCAAACAACAACGACGAUAAUAGUAACACCGUUAAAGGCGGUGAUGGUGGUGAGGAAGAGGAAAUCGAUCCAUUAGAUGCUUUUAUGGAAGGAAUACACGAGGAGAUGAAGGCGGCACCGCCUCCGAAGCCGAAGGAGAAGUUGGAAGAUAGAUACAAAGAUGAUGAAGAGGAUCAUAUGGAGAGUUUUUUGAGGGCGAAAAAGGAUUUAGGGUUGACGUUGGCGUCGGAUGCCCUUCAUGCUGGAUAUGAUUCUGAUGAAGAGGUUUAUGCUGCUGCUAAAGCUGUGGAUGCUGGUUUGAUUGAUUAUGAUUCUGAUGAUAACCCUAUUGUUCUUGAUAAGAAGAAAAUUGAACCUAUAGCUCCUCUUGAUCACACUGAAAUUGAUUAUGAACCCUUUACUAAAGAUUUUUAUGAGGAGACACCUUCAAUUUCAGGUAUGAGUGAGCAAGAUGUAACUGAAUAUAGGAAGAGUUUGGCUAUUCGGGUAUCGGGUUUUGAUUGUCCUAAGCCAGUGAAAACAUUUGAGGAUUGUGGGUUUGCUUCACAAAUUAUGUCUGCUAUAAAAAAACAAGGUUAUGAGAAGCCCACGUCUAUACAAUGCCAAGCUUUACCGGUUGUGCUUUCUGGUAGAGAUAUCAUUGGCAUAGCGAAAACUGGUUCUGGUAAAACUGCUUCUUUUGUGCUUCCUAUGAUUGUGCAUAUCAUGGAUCAGCCUGAACUUCAGAAGGAGGAGGGUCCUAUUGGAGUGAUAUGUGCACCUACCAGAGAAUUAGCACAUCAGAUAUAUCUCGAGGCGAAGAAAUUUGCAAAAGCAUAUGGUAUACGUGUCUCUGCUGUCUAUGGUGGAAUGUCAAAACUUGAACAGUUCAAAGAACUGAAAGCAGGCUGUGAGAUAGUUGUUGCUACACCGGGGAGAUUGAUAGACAUGCUAAAAAUGAAGGCAUUGACAAUGCAAAGAGCAACUUACCUGGUGCUUGAUGAGGCUGAUCGAAUGUUCGAUCUUGGAUUUGAGCCACAAGUAAGGUCCAUCGUUGGUCAGAUUAGGCCGGACCGCCAAACUUUGCUCUUUUCUGCAACAAUGCCUCGCAAAGUUGAGAAGUUAGCCAGGGAAAUCCUUUCCGAUCCUAUUAGAGUGACCGUGGGAGAGGUGGGGACAGCAAAUGAAGAUAUUACUCAAGUUGUUCAAGUAAUUCCGUCCGAUUCUGAGAAGUUACCGUGGCUUCUGGAGAAACUGCCCGAAACGAUUGAUCAAGGUGAUACUUUAGUUUUUGCUUCCAAAAAAGCCACCGUGGAUGAAAUUGAAUCGCAAUUGAGUCAGAGAGGUUUUAAAGUUGCUGCCCUGCAUGGUGAUAAGGAUCAAGCUUCUCGUAUGGAUAUUCUACAAAAGUUUAAAUCCGGCACUUACCAUGUGCUUAUUGCAACUGAUGUUGCUGCUCGUGGUCUUGACAUAAAGUCAAUUAAAACCGUGGUAAACUUUGAUAUUGCUAAAGAUAUGGACAUGCAUGUCCAUCGCAUUGGAAGAACAGGUCGUGCCGGUGACAAGGAUGGAGUUGCAUACACUCUUAUAACUCAAAAAGAAGCACGAUUUGCUGGUGAAUUGGUUAAUAGCUUAGUUGCUGCAGGUCAGAAUGUGUCGACGGAGUUGAUGGAUCUUGCUAUGAAGGAUGGGAGAUACAGGUCGAAACGGGAUGCGAGAAAAGGAGGAGGUGGGAGGAAAGGCAAAGGCAGGGGUGGGGGUGCCGGUGGCAAAGGUGUGCGUGGAGUGGAUUUUGGCUUGGGCAUUGGAUAUUCUGCAGAGCCAAACAAUGCAUCAUCUAACACAGUUCCAAGUCGGUCCGCUGCUGUUAAUUCUCUGCGAACAGGAAUGAUGUCCCAAUUUCGAAGCAGCUUUGUUGCUGCAUCAUCAACCUCCCAAAAUGAAGGAUUCAGUAAUACUACAAGUGUGGCUGUUAAUAAGAGACCAACACUCGCUGGCUUUGUAUCUGGUGGAUCAAUUGGUGGCGAUAUAAAUACUCGUCAGCAAACUGCUUCAUACAAUCCUGCUGCAUCAGCCGUAAAUUCCACCAGUCAAAGUUCUGGAGUUCCUGGUCAGAACAGCACAAACAGCAGUUCUAAACCUAGAGAAAGGCGGAGGCCAUCAGGUUGGGAUAGAUAGUUUGUCUCAUUAAAAUGACACCACCACUGUCAAAUGUAUGAAUGCUCCUAUUCGUAGGUGAAGUAUUUAUUUGAUUUGGCUUGUAUUAUCAAUUGAUAGAGCAGAGUGGACAGAAAUGAAUAACACUGUAAGAAUUGUAUUGAAUAUUGAAAAAAAGUGAGCAAACUCUCCCUCCCUCAGAGGUAA